This is a messenger RNA of Momordica charantia (bitter melon), 3129 nucleotides long. RefSeq names its product ATP-dependent zinc metalloprotease FTSH 10, mitochondrial. Gene Ontology annotation, molecular function: ATP binding; metalloendopeptidase activity; ATP hydrolysis activity. Gene Ontology annotation, cellular component: m-AAA complex; chloroplast thylakoid membrane. Lineage: Eukaryota; Viridiplantae; Streptophyta; Magnoliopsida; Cucurbitales; Cucurbitaceae. Gene Ontology annotation, biological process: mitochondrial protein processing. The record is from RefSeq and is a predicted model, not a curated record.
AGGAACAAGGCGGUAACCCGAUUUUAGGGGAAGUCGGAUUCCGGCUGAUGCAGCUUACAACUUCUUAGUCCUCUUCUUCUCACGAUCAAUUUUAACACUGCAAAUUGCGACAUCGAAACUUCUUUAACCUCCACCGUUUUGUUUCUUGAUCUUUUCAUUUUUUCCGUUUUCCAUUUCUUGGAUGAGACGACAAAUUUCUGCUCGGUGGGUGUUCAUAGAGUAGCGAAAGUACUAGAAGUUCAUGUUACGGUUGCCAAAACGAUGAUCUUUUCGAGGAUCGGAGGCUCUCUUUCUCGCUCUGCGCGUUGCAAACUGCAAGCUAAUGCGUAUUCUGGCUUUUGCAAUGGGAGGAUUUUGUCGGUAGGGGAAUCGUGCUUGGAGGUGAAGCCUUUUAGUAGUACAUGUGAUUCGCGCGUCCAUGGUUGCUUAGGGCUUGCGAAGGCUUAUUUAACAUCAGCUGGGGCUGGAGCUGGUAAGCAGCUUGUUUCUAGAAAGUGCUUGGUGGAUGUCAACUCUGUUCUAGCAAACCCUAGGAUUCGACGCCUGUUCUCAAGCGAAUCGCCUAAGAAGAGAAACUAUGAGAAUUACUACCCAAAGGAUAGGAAGGAGAUUCCGAAGGCAAAAGAGCAGAAGACAGAAUCCAAAGAAGACUCUAAUACUGGUCAUACAGAUUCCCAAGAGAACUUUACUAAGCAGUUUCAGAAUUUGAUCACCCCUUUGUUAUUUGUUGGCUUCAUUUUUUCAUCAUUUUUUAUGGCUCCUCAUGAACAGAAGCAGAUUAGUUUUCAAGAGUUCAGAAAUAAGCUUCUUGAACCUGGUUUAGUGGAUCACAUUGAAGUUGCAAACAGAUCUGUUGCAAAAGUGUAUGUAAGGAGCUUUCCACGUAAGACAAGGCAAACACAAGAUGAUGUUCCUCAGGGUCCCGAUCACGAAAAACCAGCUACAGGUAACAUAAGCCAAUACAGGUACUAUUUCAACGUUGGAAGUGUUGAAUUGUUCGAGGAGAAGCUGGAGGAAGUGCAAAAUGCUUUGGGGAUUGAUCCUCAUGAUUUUGUCCCAGUUGUUUAUGUUUCCCAAGUCAAUUGGUACCAGGAAUUGAUGAGGUUUGCGCCAACAGCUUUGCUCUUGGGAACCCUCUAUUUCAUGGGGAAAAGGAUGCAGGGUGGGCUAGGUGUUGGUGGCCCAGGUGGAAGAGGUGGGCGUGGGAUAUUCAACAUAGGAAAGGCACAUAUAACUAAAAUGGAUAAGAAUGCCAAAAAUAAGGUUUAUUUUAAAGAUGUAGCUGGUUGCGACGAGGCAAAGCAAGAAAUAAUGGAGUUUGUGCACUUCCUUAAGAAUCCAAAGAAAUAUGAGGAGUUGGGAGCAAAAAUUCCCAAAGGUGCUCUACUUGUUGGUCCUCCUGGUACUGGGAAAACACUCCUAGCAAAAGCAACAGCAGGUGAAUCUGAUGUGCCUUUCUUGUCCAUCUCUGGAUCAGAUUUCAUGGAAAUGUUUGUUGGGGUUGGGCCAUCAAGGGUCAGAAACCUAUUUCAAGAGGCUAGACAAUGUGCACCCAGUAUUGUAUUUAUUGAUGAAAUAGAUGCAAUUGGACGAGCAAGGGGACGAGGCGGCUUUAGUGGAGGGAAUGAUGAGCGUGAAAGUACUCUUAAUCAGUUGCUGGUAGAAAUGGAUGGGUUUGGAACUACUUCUGGGGUAGUUGUACUUGCUGGCACCAACAGGCCUGAUAUUUUGGAUAAAGCUCUGUUAAGGCCUGGUCGGUUUGAUCGGCAGAUAACAAUUGAUAAACCUGAUAUCAAAGGACGUGAUCAAAUUUUUCAAAUUUAUCUAAAGAAGUUAAAGCUUGAUCAUGAGCCAUUGUAUUAUUCGCAGAGACUUGCUGCUCUGACUCCUGGAUUUGCUGGAGCAGAUAUUGCGAAUGUUUGCAAUGAAGCUGCCUUAAUUGCUGCCAGGAAUGAAAGUAGAGUGAUCACUAUGAAACAUUUUGAGGGAGCUAUAGACAGAGUCAUAGGUGGCCUGGAGAAAAAGAACAAGGUGAUAAGCAAGCUGGAACGGAGGACUGUUGCAUACCAUGAAUCAGGUCAUGCUGUUGCUGGCUGGUUCUUGGAACAUGCAGAACCACUUCUUAAAGUAACUAUAGUCCCUCGCGGUACUGCUGCUCUUGGGUUUGCUCAAUAUGUUCCCAAUGAGAACCUUCUUAUGACAAAGGAACAACUCUUUGACGUGACAUGCAUGACCCUUGGUGGUCGAGCUGCUGAGCAGGUUCUUUUGGGAAAAAUAUCAACUGGAGCUCAGAAUGAUCUGGAGAAAGUGACCAAGAUGACUUAUGCCCAAGUUGCUGUUUAUGGUUUCAGUGACAAGGUAGGUCUUCUUUCUUUCCCCCAAAGGGACGAGAUGUUCGAGAUGUCCAAGCCCUACAGCAGCAAGACGGGUGCAAUUAUAGACGGUGAAGUUAGAGAAUGGGUGGCCAAGGCAUAUGAACACACAGUUCAGUUGAUAGAGGAGCAUAAAGAGCAGGUAGCUAAGAUCGCUGAGCUAUUGCUUGAAAAGGAGGUCUUACAUCAAGACGACUUGGUUCGUGUAUUAGGGGAGCGCCCAUUUAAGUCAUCUGAGCCCACAAAUUAUGAUAGAUUCAAGCAAGGUUUCAAAGAUGAAGUUGAUGGAGCUAAAGAGAAACCACAUGGAGGGAAUGCAGGGAAUAACAAUGCAUCACCGUCCUUGGAACCAGAUAUGGUACCUACGUAAUGAUAACAUAACGAGUAGCAACGGUAGGAUUUGGUUCGCGGUCGGAGCGCCUGUGAUUCUAUCACCUCAACAUUUUUUUUCCCAAUUCGUACAUAAUAAAAUAAAAGUUUAUGAAGCUGAAGGGUAGGAUCACAGCCGUUUGAACUCCUGAAGAGGUAAAUCUCGAGGUCUCGCCUUCUAUUUAAAGUUCUUGUUUUUCUCUGUAUGCUGCUUUUGGUGAAAUUGUGAAGAUACUAUAUUUGCAACUAGAAGUAUAUCUCUCUCUGAGGCAAGCUUGUACAUUCUUCUAGGCCUCAUAAGUCAUAUCAUAUUAUAAACAGCACACCUUUUGUUGGCCUUCUCUCAAAGCUUAUCAAUAAAAGGGGAUUUUUUUUAAUUUCCUGCACA